Nannospalax galili (Upper Galilee mountains blind mole rat) is the source of this 3802-nucleotide messenger RNA. It is a transcript of the gene Mblac2, whose product is annotated as metallo-beta-lactamase domain containing 2. The transcript has 2 exons. Lineage: Eukaryota; Metazoa; Chordata; Mammalia; Rodentia; Spalacidae. The record is from RefSeq and is a predicted model, not a curated record. Bases 125 to 964 code for a protein of 279 amino acids.
UCCCCGCCCCUCGCUCUGCGCCUCCACCCCGACUGCGGGCUGAGCUGUCCGCCGCAGCGCCGGGUCCGUGUGCAGACCGCCUGUGGGAGGCACUCCUACCCCAGCCACAGCCUUGCCCAGCAGCAUGUCGGCGCUCGAGUGGUACGCCCACAAGUCGCUGGGUGAUGGCAUCUUCUGGAUUCAAGAACGAUUCUACGAGUCGGGCAACCGCGCCAACAUCUGGCUGGUGCGCGGCUCGGAGCAGGACGUGGUGAUCGACACGGGCCUCGGGCUUCGCAGCCUCCCAGAGUAUCUCUACUCCUCCGGCCUCCUGCAGGACUGCGGGGUUAAAGAGGAUGCGGGGCGCCGGCCGUUGCUGGCCGUGGCCACCCACGUACACUUCGAUCACUCUGGCGGUCUCUACCAGUUCGACCAGGUGGCCGUGCACCACGCCGAGGCCGAGGCCCUCGCUCGCGGGGACAACUUUGAGACCGUGACCUGGCUCUCCGACAGCGAGGUGGUGCGGGCGCCCAGCCCGGGCUGGAGGGCCAGGCAGUUCCGAGUGCAGGCGGUGCAACCUACCCUUAUCCUGCAGGAUGGGGAUGUGAUCAACCUUGGUGACAGACAGCUCACUGUGAUGCACAUGCCAGGUCACUCCAGAGGCAGUAUUUGCUUACAUGACAGAGACCGAAAGAUUCUCUUCAGUGGAGAUGUCGUGUAUGAUGGAUCACUGAUUGACUGGCUCCCAUACAGCAGGAUAAGUGACUAUGUUGGAACUUGUGAACGUCUUAUAGAAUUAGUGGACAGAGGUCUUGUGGAGAAGGUGCUUCCUGGGCACUUUAAUACCUUUGGUGCUGAAAGGCUUUUUCUCUUAGCUUCUAAUUAUAUUUCAAAAGCCGGGAUAUGCCACAAAGUGUCUACUUUUGCCAUGCGAUCUCUUGCAAGUUUAGCCCUCCGUAUAACAAAUUCUAGGACCUCACCGUAGUGUCUCUACUGGUCUUCUAUUUGCAUUAACUAUAUCAGUUAACCCAGUUCAUUUGUGUUGUUUAAAAUGGUUACUAGUGAGCAUUUCAAAAAGUGCUUCUAUAUAAUGUAUAUUAGAGAAAAAGAUUGAGAAUGAGUAAGCCAAAAAAAAAGCAAAAAUCUUAGCUUAAUAUUUGUUCUCUUUCACCCAAGUGAGAAACCAUUUUAAAAAUGUUAUGAUUUGCCAAAACUGUCAUUUUAUAAUAUUUGCUCUGGAAAUGCCUGGGAGUGGUCUGUAGAGGUAAGGAAGCAUUUCAUAGCAAGAGAAAGAACUGUCUGUGCCCAUGUUUUUCUUCUUUUCCUUAUUUCUUAGAAUACCUAAGGGGAAAAGCAUAUGGCGUUUUAUGCUUAUAUUUCAAACUAGAUUCAAAAAUAAAGUUUUUGGGUUCAAAAAUAAAAUAGAAGUCAAUACAAACUAGCAUUUAGAAUGACAGCUAAAAUAUCCCAGUUAAAACUGCCUCUUUACUUAUGUUAUUUACUUUUUUAUGUAAUUAUAGCUCAUGUUACAUGCUGUAUAAUUUAACUUAUGAAAAGUACAGUGAAUUUUGUUUUAUUGCAAAGCUUUAAAUAUAAAUUGCACAGUGCAUCAGUAAAAAGCUACUACUUGUUAUUAUGUAAGUAAUAUUUUUAGUUAUAAAAGUAAAAUUCAAAUGUAUGUACUCUACAAAUUGUCAGAUUUCUUAAAAGGACACUGUCAGGAAAAUUCGAAAAUAUACACAUCGAGAAUAAUUUUUUAUUAUAUCGUAUUUUAAUAUUAAUAGCGAUCCUAAACAAAAUUUUCUUGAUAAAUAACAACUUCAGUAUUAUGUCAUGGUUUAUAGUAUCAAAAUGACUGAUAUUCUGUGACAUCUUGAUACGAACCAUUCUUUUGAUUAAGAUAACGUGUACGUACCACAGAAGGAGUCUUAAAUUACUUGCAAGUGUGCAUUUAGAUAUCGACCUAGAGUGAACUGCCUUUUUAUCCUGAUUCACAACACCUAUUCCUGUUCAGUAUUCUUUGUCUUGGAUAAAAACAAGUCUACAUUCACAAGUCAUAGGAAACAUUAAACCACUAUUUAGUAAUAUUUAGUAAAAUGGUUCAGUUUGGUGCUUUUAAUAAUAAUUUAUUAAACCUUUUAGAAUAUUUCAUAAGAGUUUUUAAAACAGCUUUUCCACUGCCUUUUUAUUAUUGACAUUCUAAAACCACACUGAUAUAGCUUUGGAGAUCAGAUCAUUUAAUAUUAGGAAGGUGCAGCAAUUUUUAUUUCUGUCAAGUCGUGUAACUUUUUUUACCCUGAAAACACCCAAGUUAUUUAUAUUUUAUUUAUUCAGCAAACACACGCAUGCACAUAUGUACAUGCACACAUGCACGUGCACACACACACACAUGCACACACAUCCCAUGUGCAUAUUCAUGCAGUAAUAUUCAUAGACACACAGCACUGUGCUAACCACUGUGGGAGGUUUGAAGAGUUGAGGACAACAUGAUAGCAGGAAGUUAAAGGCACAUAAAACCUGAUUAAUAAUAAUAUAUGCAAGUUGAAGUUAAUAUAAAUUGUGCUUCAAUAGAAGUUACAUUAAUGUAGGGGUAUGAAGUUGGAUGAGGAAAAAUUCUCUGGAAAAGGAGAUUUUUGAGUCAGAUUUGGAAGGAGGAUUUGUUAGGUCAUUAAGCUAGGAAGUAAAAAUGAUCUGAGAAUAGGAAUUCAAGAGUUGCUAUAUAGAGUAGCCUAUUUCUUGUGACCAUAUAAAUUUAAUUUUCAGGAAUCCCAUUUCUUCCAAGCACCAUAUUUAGCAUGAGAAAGAUAGGUUUGUUAUUGCAAAUGUGAUUCAUUCUUAAAGACAGAUGAACUGAGCUACCACAUGGCACCAAAUGAACCUUAGAGUCAGAGAGGAGCCCAUGACUGGUGAUAGGGAAUAUCAUGAGUGUUCUGUGAUGGCUCUGUAAGACAGUUGGUUUGUUUCAAUUGAUGAUACAGCACUAAGAAUAUAGAUUGGUUCAGGACAACCACAAUCACUUAAUAAGCCUUAAAUAUAGCCAUUAUUUUUAUAUUAGCAGCACAAAAUAAAACCAAAAGUCCUUAAUUAACCAUUGACCAUUUUGUCAUAUUUUAGUAUUUAUUUUAAAAUCAGGGUAUAGUAGGCACUAAGUUUUAUUAAGAAGUAUUUGUUCUUUCUUGCUGAAGGAUUUCCUUGUUUAUUAAAGGUGCAAUUUUUAUGUAUAAAUUGAAUUUCUAUUGUUGCUUUCCUAAUUUUUUCAGUUUUCCUAAUUAUAAUGCAGUAGAAGAUUGUGAUAGUUUACUGUUGCUACCAUAUGAAUAAGAUGGAAGUGAAUCGAAAAAAUAUUUAUGAUAAAUUUUAAAUAGCAUUUAAAAUUUUAAUACUAGUUCUACUGACAAGAGACAAUUGACCAGCCUCAUACAACGUGGACUAGGAACAAAGCUGGUAAUUGAACACAGGUCUGUCUGCUCCCAAACUGUGCUGUUUCUCUUAAACCUGCACAAUACAUAAAAUUGGCCAAGUGUGUUUUUACUUUCUAAGAUGCCAUGCAUGCCAAGAGUAAAUUAAAUAAUAUCAAACCAUAAUAACAUUUUAAAAAACUUAAAAAAAUAUAUAUUUUCACCCUGACAGUGACCCUUGUUGUAAUUUAUGGUUUUGGGAAAUAAGACUGUAAAUGUAACCCAAAGUUGUCAGAAUGUAAAACAUUUGAAUAUAAUUUUUAUAAUUUAUAUUGCUAGUAAUGAACUGUUGGACCUUCAUUUUCCUUAUUUAAUGUCUCCUUUUAACUGAGAAGUUUAAAACAAAUAAAGCCUUGUGUGUUAUG